CUCACUCUCUCUCCUCUCCUCGACAACACAGACUACGUCUUUCGUGUCAAUACGCUCAACUGACUCAUCUUGAUCAUGGCAUUGGCAAACUUGUCAAAAAGCCAAUUUCUGGUUCUCAGCGAAGCUAACAACGAUGUUCUUGGUUCUAGGAUCGGUGAACAGAUUCUGGUCGGAGAAGAGGCCUUGCCGGUUCAUGAGGUCGACGUAGUACUGGUUGUCGAAGAUGUUGGGAGUUUGAACAUCGAGAUUGGCAGUGUUGGGGGAGGAGUGGUGAAGGAAGGGUCAAAGAUGAAAGAUCAAGGAAAGUAUGGUGCCGACUUACCGUUGCCUAAAAGAUUCCUCUGUGAGGAUCAAAGGGGUCGCCAGAAAAAUAGUUGCGGCAACUACCUUUUCAGGUUAGCCCUUGCCUUUUUAGUAUGUAAAAGGAGUCAGAUGGAGGAAAUUUUAAUUUCUCUAAAAUGA
Messenger RNA from Prosopis cineraria, 462 nucleotides. RefSeq lists its product as uncharacterized. The coding region runs from base 76 to 462 and encodes 128 amino acids. Lineage: Eukaryota; Viridiplantae; Streptophyta; Magnoliopsida; Fabales; Fabaceae. The record is from RefSeq and is a predicted model, not a curated record. The transcript has 3 exons.